Molecule: messenger RNA, 1646 nt
Organism: Eutrema salsugineum
Lineage: Eukaryota; Viridiplantae; Streptophyta; Magnoliopsida; Brassicales; Brassicaceae
Exons: 2
Coding region: 152-1189 (345 amino acids)
Source: RefSeq, a predicted model, not a curated record
ACAAUCGCAACGCAGUCAAACGAAAAAAUAAGGUCACAAUCGCAAGAAAACGGAACGGUGUUUGCAUUCAUUGUUCACGGCGUCGGGAAUUCUCUCGGAACCUGGCGGGUCGUAAUAACCACUCGCCGGUGGGAAUAAAGUGGACCAAGUGAUGUUGAAGCGUAGUGAUAAAGGGAAACCUCCUUUAUACGGAUCUCGAAGCCAUCGAUUAGGAGUUACUUUCGUUGUUGGGAUCUUAGUGGUCGCACUUCUCUUCUUUUGUUUCAGUGGCAAGAAUCAGGGCACGGAUUUGGAUCUACGGAGACACAUUUCGGACAGUGUCAAGCCUGAUUCGCAAUUUCAUCCGACCGUAGAGAUUCAAAACAAGACUCAUUUGAUAUGGAAGAUACCAAAGUCACCAAAGGCAGUUCUGUUUGUUGCUCAUGGUUGCCAAAGGAAAGCUUCUGACUUUUGGGACAGAUCACCAGAUUGUCCAGAAUGUACUGGUCUACCAGAGGAGAUGCGUCUUGUCAGAUUUGCUCUAUCUCGUAAUUUCGCUGUUAUAACUGUAUCUAGUGCUGGAAACUGCUGGACGUUCGGGAAGGAGAAAUCGAUUGUUGAAAAGAUAAUAAAGUCGUGGGUCAAGAAGCACGAGCUCGAAAGACUUCCUCUUGUUGCGUUAGGAGCUUCAUCUGGUGGCUACUUUGUCUCUGCUCUUGCAAUAGAGAUGCGGUUUAGUAGCAUCGUGCUUAUGAUCGCGGAAGGAGUGUUUGAUCAGAUUAGUGUCACUAAACAGUAUCCACCGACUCUUUUUGUGCACAUGCCUAAAGAUGUGUACAGACAGCAAAAGAUUAGAGAGUUUUUACAAGGUCUCAGAAUGGAAGGCAUUGAUGCUGCAGAGAUUGAAUGCUUGGAUUUGGCGCUUUCCCCGGAUUUCUUGGCAGAUAGGAUUCCAGGUCUUGGUCUUGAUGUCUCAGCCAAACUGUUCAAGUUUUUUCAAGACGAGGGGUUUGUUGAUGAUAAGGGAUACUUGAAGCGUGAUGGGCGGAGAACACCGUGGAAACAAGCUCUUAGUAGCUACAAAAUAUCACUGGACCAAAGUUUGAUUACUCCUGUUGAAGAAGAACUGAAUCUUGCAUAUGCAUAUCAUGAGAUGACGAGCUUGCAAUCUGAACAAAUCUUUAACUGGUUUGAAUCGCAUAUGGGAUGAGUGCCUGGUAGAUUUUCAUGUAUCAAGAUCCUUCGUUGAAAGCUGUAAGAUGGAUUGCACAUAUAUAUAUAUCUGACUCCAAAGGGACAUUCUUGAAAGGAACUACACUUUCGAUUGAAGUUCAGUUGAGUUGCGCAAGGCCAGCUGCAUUUUUAUCCUCGUUUAUAGUUAACUAAGCCCACCAAAUCAUCCUGAGGGAUUAUCUAAAGCAAGAUCAUUUGACAAUUAUACAAAUUUUUGAUAUGCUUAGACGUGUGGAAAACCUGAAGAGCAAUGUUGGCUGUUAGGGUUAACCCACAAACCAUAUUGUUUAGAAACUGGUUUGAGAGUAUUCCUGUACCUCCAAAUUUACUAUUUUUAGCAUCUUGCCUGUCUUGUAACAUGCGAUAUAUGCUCAUGGUUUUGUUUGGCUGAGAUGCAUUGCUUGAAACUUCUAAUGUUAAGCAUGAUUCUUGGG